AUGUGCUUUACAGAUGGUUCCAAGACUUCGUCUGGAACUGGUUCUGGUGCAUAUUGCAGCAGCAAUAACACUAAUCUGUGCUUCUCUUUAGGGAAGCUAGCUACUGUCUACCAGGCAGAAACUUUAGCCAUAUUGGCUUGUGUAAACAACUGCCUAGAUCGAGGCCUAAGCGGGAAGGUUAUCAGAAUAUUCUCUGAUAGCGAAGCUGUGUUGAAAGCUCUCAAUCGUAACUGUUUUACUACCAAAACAGUUUGGGAGUGCCAUAAUGCACUGGUAAGCCUAGCUGGCAGUAAUGGGGUGUCCCUUUACUGGGUUCCUGGUCACCGUGACAUUUUAGGUAACGAAUUGGCAGAUCAGUUAGCUAAACAAGGCUCCAAUGUACCGUUUAUGGGACCCGAGCCUGUCCUCUGCCUGCCCUACAAUGCAGUAAGGAUCACUGCAAAGAACCUUCUCAUGGAUGAAUCUUAUGGCCUGUGGCUUCAAUAUUCAACCUGGCUUGGUCUUCUUCGUGAUCCUUCCACGAAUCAGACAUUUGAAGCAGAUCAUCGCAAUCGUUCAAAGGCGAUAGAAAAUUCCUUUUCGGAGGAGCAGUACUUCUACAACUGGAAGGAAUGCUGCAUUGCCGCGGAAGAGUGCUGCGAAAGAAUGACUCGUGAGCCUGUAGACCAAAUCGAUGGUCCUUACUGCCCAAGAACUUGGGAUGGAUGGCAGUGUUGGGAUGACACACCUGCUGGAACUACAGCUCAACAGCCUUGCCAAGCUCAUAUCUAUUUUCAGACAACACCUCCAUCUUGUACAAAAUACGCAUACAAAACUUGUUGGGAGAAUGGAACUUGGCUGCUCAAUGAAAAUAACAGGGAAUGGACAAACUACUCUAAAUGUGGAAGAGUGGAUGAACAUCGGCGGUUCUUAUACUUUCACAUAGCAACAUAUGCUGUUUCCGUUGUUUCCAUGAUUCCAGCCCUGAUCAUAUUUUCAGUAUACAAGCAAUUACAGGUACAACGAAUAACAAUGCACAAGAACCUAUUUCUGUCGCUUUUUCUGAAUGGGGUUGUUGUCCUGCUCUUCAAAUCUUUGGUCGUGCUAGAUGAGUUUAAUAGAUCACCUACGUACCAAACUACCAUGCAAAAGAACGGAGCAACCUGUAGAGCUUUGUUCGUCCUGACAAAAUACUUUCGCAUGACUAACUACAUGUGGAUGUUUUGCGAAGGAUUUUACCUCCAUAAGCUUAUUGCUGCAGCUUUUGCAGAACAAAAGAAUCUACUGAUGUUUUAUAUCAUAGGAUGGGUGGUUCCAUUGCUUCCAGUGGGAAUCUAUACUGUAAUACGAAAGACUAUGUUUGAUGAAAAGUGCUGGGCUCUACCAGCAGAGGAGUAUGAAUGGAUAAUGAAUGCUCCAAACAUGCUGAGUCUCCUGAUCAAUUUGUUCUUUCUGUGUAAUAUAAUUCGAGUUCUGGUAACGAAAUUACGAGCAACUCAUUCUAAUGAACCAAGUCAAUACAGGAAAGCUGUUCGCGCUACUCUGGUUUUAGUUCCUUUAUUUGGUCUUCAUUUUGGUCUCAUCAUAUACAGGCCUCAAUCGGGCAAAUGUGGGUUUCUAGAAGCCUACACUUAUUUUAGCCACACUCUCGAUGGAUUGCAGGGAUUCUUUGUUUCACUGAUAUUUUGCUACAUGAAUGGAGAAGUCUUAUACCUCACGAAACGAACUUAUCAGAGGUAUCGACUCAGUCGCCAUCUUGGAAGUCGAACCCAAAACAGCAUUAUGAUGAACCCUGUUUCAAUGACGCAGAUGUCGACGAUGGUCGAAAGUCAGUCAAGCUUCCAAAGAGGUCUUCACUACAGGACAAAAGGUGGCGACAAUAAAAGAGACGGCUAUAACUCAGUGGCUGAAGGCAGCACAUUCAGCACUGUUGAAGAUGACGUGGCAGAGGUGUAACGAUCACUCACAGACCAAUCAGAGAAUCAGAAAGAGAUGACGAAGAUCCAUUAUAACAUUUCACAGUGUAAAAGUUUUCCACUGAUCACUUAAAACAAAUAAAGUAGUUUGAUGCUUGUUUCACAACACUCGCAAUAUAGUCGCAAAUCGUUGUUGUCACCUUUUAUACCCCUAGAACUACAAACCGGGUUUAAUAUCUACCCCAAACAGACUGGGUUUUUUACAUUUUUAACUAGGUUUUCAGCAGGUUUAGCUAUUUAAAUCGUAUUUUCACUACUAAAUUUUGAUAAAAUUG
This is a messenger RNA of Uloborus diversus, 2230 nucleotides long. Its product is annotated as calcitonin gene-related peptide type 1 receptor-like. Gene Ontology annotation, biological process: cell surface receptor signaling pathway; adenylate cyclase-modulating G protein-coupled receptor signaling pathway. NCBI's taxonomy places the organism in Eukaryota, Metazoa, Arthropoda, Arachnida, Araneae, Uloboridae. Gene Ontology annotation, cellular component: plasma membrane. The record is from RefSeq and is a predicted model, not a curated record. Gene Ontology annotation, molecular function: nucleic acid binding; RNA-DNA hybrid ribonuclease activity; calcitonin receptor activity.